GCAAAUUUAGCUCUUAAAGUUAAAGAUGUUUUUAACCUUGUUCAUGGUUUUAUUGUGUUUCCAUAGUGUUGUCUAUGCCCAAUAUUCAGUGAGUGUGGAGAGACCAUGUCCAAUGGAAACAGUCACUUUCACCUGCACUGCUGCUGGAGAUUUCUUGAGAUGGGAACCGUCAGAUGUGACUCGCACGAUCGCUGUCCGCUCCACCUCUGAUCUCAAUGUAGCCAGUGUUGUAUCAGGUUACACUGUGACACUGAUUGCAUUCAACGACACUACUUUAACGUCUACUCUGUCAAGAACAGCAAAGAAUGGGACCACUGUGUCCUGUGUGGGUAUUGUGCCUACUCUAACCACUAUAGGAUCUUCAACAAUCCGAUUGGUUGAUCUACCAGGACCACCUUCCACCAUCAGACACUCCAUUCCGAGCAGCUCAUCCAUUGAAGUCAGUGUAUCUGUACAGUGGAACCCUCCUACUGAGACUAGUGGUAGAGAUGACCUCACAUACACAGUGACCAUCUCAACUCCAGCCCAGCUCUCUGAUACUGUCCUCACAUCCACCUCUAUCACUGUGAUUGCUCAAUACAAUGUGAACUACACUGUCAGUGUUGUGGCUACCAAUUGUGCUGGGAACAGUACAACCGCUGAGUACAGCUUUACAAUUGGAGGCUGUCCUGUGUUGACCAACCCCAUGAAUGGAGCCUUUGGAUCAGUCUCCAGCAGAUUACUAGGAUCCACAGUAACCAUCCAGUGUGAUGUUGGGUAUGUAUCUGUUGUUACUAGUGUGACAUGUGAGGGUUCACUGAUGUGGAGUCCAGACCCUGAGGCUAUUGAGUGUACAUCACUACCCACGCUCUCUCCCACAACUCCUCCAAUGAACUGCACAGCUUCACUAUCCUCACCACAGAAUGGCACUAUCAGUAAUCAUUCAGUACCAGCUACUCCUGGUACAAAAGUGACCUUUCAGUGUGACGAUGGACUGUUCCCUGAGGGCAUAAUGACUGCCACCUGUCUAGCUACAGGAGGGUGGGACAAGAUCCCGGCGGAGAUCGUCUGCAGAAAUGAGUCUAUUUCGUGUGUCCUGCCUGUCCCUCCACUCAAUGGAACAUUACUCAACACCAACUCUCUGAACACUAACCCAGUCGAGGGCUCGGUCAUUACCUUCCAGUGUGAUCCUGGGUUCUCACCGGUGGGUGCAGUGACUGUCACUUGUAACAACUCUGGUCUCUGGGAUCCUGACCCGACUCUGUUGGAGUGUGUGGCAGCUCCAACUGUUACUGGUGGGAAUGAUGCUGCUAUAGCUGGAGGUGUUGCUGGUGGCAUAAUGGUCGCUUUACUUGUCAUUUUGUUGAUAAUAAUUAUCUUAUUGGUGGUUCUCAGAAAGAAAAAAGAGAUUGUGAGGCAUAAAUCAAAUGACAGUAUAGAAAUGGAUCAUAAGUUUGAUGUGGAAUACAGUGCACUACGACACAAUGGGCCUACAAAGAAGUACCAGCCUCCAGCAGCGGACGAAGAAGGUUACAAUAGAAUCACUCAUAAUGUGAAUCCUGCUUCCCUCACCUAUGAUGAGGUCACCAUCAAUAGUGAUAAGAAAAUAGCGGUCAAUGAAGAGGGAUACAGCGUGAUGGACACUGGACAGGGUGCUCAGAAGAUGCCCGGCUAUGGCCAGCUCGGCAAUGUGGCAACAGUGGAGCCGGUAAUCUAUGCUGCCCUUAGCACUAGCCAACCCCGCAAGAAAGGGGCUGCCGCUGUGGACCAUCAUCAGGUGACCUACGCCACUGUGGAUAGUGAUGCUACCAUGCAACAGGAAGCUAAGGCUGCCAUCCUCCCAAGAGCCUCAGCCCCGGCUGAUGUGGACAAGCUCCUGGACAUUGACCAGGCCUUGGUGCAGAUCAGGUCAAUGAAACACAAAUGGAGGGAGCUGGCUGAGACUAUGAGGGUGCCAGAAACAAUGAUUGAACAGAUCGAGGAUUCAUGUGGAAUCAACCAUGGUGGCUGUCUAACGGAGGUGAUCGACCAGUGGAUGAGGAGUUGCUCUGGGCGACCAACCUGGAGGGAGCUGGCUGAUCAUCUCCAUAAUAUUGGAGAGGAGCAAUUGUCACAAGAACUCAUGACUAUCUACGAUACUGGUCGUCUCCCAGUGGAGUUGAACAUGAAGGCAGUACCAAGUACCGUGUACAAGUACGACCGAGCCCCUCCCCCUCCCCUCCCCUCUCGAGCACCCACAACGACAGAUGACGACCCCGGACUACCAAAGCUUCCCUCACGUCCUCCUAAAGCAGCUGGUGCGGUAAUGGUUCCAGCCCGUCCCCCUAAACCAGCCCAUAACAAUGAACCUCCGGUACCUGCACGCCCGUCCAAGCAAUAUGCGAAGCAUUAGGUACUGGAGGUACUGGGUCAUAACUUGUUAGUGCAAGAAUCAACUCAUAUCCUUUAGGUGACAUAUUUUCAUAGGUAGUAGCUGCUAGGUGUGUGGUAGAAUACAACAAACAUUUUAGUGCUAGUAUAAGAAUCAACUCAAUACAUGAACUCAUUGACAAGCUUAUUAUCCCCCAUAGUUUAGUCACAAUCACUUAAUUGUCAGCUUACAUGUUUAACAUGUUAAGAAAGUUUUAGGUUAUUUCUCUCAAUUCACAAACAUUUUUUAAUCGAUCACUGCUUAUAUCAAGAACAUUAUUUUGUGUACAUACAAUUAUAGUGUACUGUACAUGUCUGCUGUCUGUUGGUUGAUGGACAUAAUAUUGCUGA
Messenger RNA from Halichondria panicea, 2739 nucleotides. RefSeq lists its product as uncharacterized. NCBI's taxonomy places the organism in Eukaryota, Metazoa, Porifera, Demospongiae, Suberitida, Halichondriidae. The transcript is spliced from 18 exons. The coding region runs from base 26 to 2371 and encodes 781 amino acids. The record is from RefSeq and is a predicted model, not a curated record. Gene Ontology annotation, biological process: signal transduction. Gene Ontology annotation, molecular function: protein binding.